Messenger RNA from Nelumbo nucifera (sacred lotus), 2187 nucleotides. Lineage: Eukaryota; Viridiplantae; Streptophyta; Magnoliopsida; Proteales; Nelumbonaceae. The record is from RefSeq and is a predicted model, not a curated record.
UCUCUUCUCUUCGUAUCUCUCUUCUCUCUUCUCUCUUCUCUCCUCUCUCUCUUCUUUCUCUUCUAGAAAGAAAAGAUGGUAUCAGAGCAUAACUCUGGGCGAUAGGAAUCUAUUUUCUCCUCUGAAUCACAUUCCUUCCACCCAGAAAUCUUCCACCCAGAAAUCUUCUGACUCUUGGACAGUGAAGGCAGAAACCCUAAUCGGACUGAUCAGAACCAUCAACUGUUGCUGUUUUUUUUUCUGGGUUCUUCCUUGGUCGUAGCACCAAGGUAACCCUAGUAGGAGGGGGCCGGUGCUGUGAAGGCUCUCUUUCUUUUGGCUGAUGCUGUGAAGACUCGGUCUUGGAACUGCACUUUCGUACAGGUGCUGUACAGGGAUGUGUGAUUCCCUUUUUGGUCACAGGUAUGUGCUGUGAUUGGUGAUGUGUGUUGUGCAUAGACCAAUGAUAACUGAAGUCUAUUUAUUUGGAAUAUUCCUGGACGGUUUGAGUGCUGCUAGAGGAUUUCAGCAGUGUAGUUGUUAUUUCUGGACUGUUUUGGAACUGUUUGGUUGAGGUCCAAUUUCCUGGAUGGUUUGAUUAUUGCUAGAGGAUUUCAGCAGUGUUUUUUGGACUGUUUUUUUGAACUGUUUAGUGGAUGCCAUUAGAUUUCAGCUGUGGGUCCUUUGUUUCAGAAGCAGAUUUCUGAGUGUUUAGUGCCCUAAUUAUAACUGUGAGAAUUAGUAGUUGAGUGGGGAUUAGUCUUGUGCACUUGUGGUUUAAGUUUUGUCUUAUAUAGCCUUUGUUUUUGUCAAUGGCAAAUGGUGAUUCUGCCUCAUAUGGGGUUACAUCAAUCCAUAGUACAGCUGGUAUGGGAGCUGAAAAUAUGAUAUUUCCUAUGCCAAUUACUCCUUUGAAUGGCCUGAACUACCUGGAGUGGGCUAAAGGUGUAAAACUUUACAUAACAGCCAAGGGAAAAGCCGGGUACAUAAAUGGAAGAGUGGAAGAACCCAAGAAUGGGAUAGCUGAACAUGAUAGGUGGGACCAAGAGAACAGUAUGGUGAUGUUCCUGGCUUCUGGCAGCCAUGGAACCUGAUGUGAAGAACUUUAUGUGGGCAAACACCGCUAGUGAAAUAUGGGAACAGGCUGAAACCACUUAUUCUGAGCAGAGGCACUAUGCUAAGAUUUACCAAUUACAAGCUGAAUCCUCAACCUGUAAAUAGGGGAACCGUAGUUUGUCAACCUAUUAUUCAGCCCUUACUUCAGUAUGGAAGGAGUUGGACUACUAUCAAGCUAUAUAAUGGAAACAUGAUGAUGAUGCUAAAGCCUAUAAGAAGUUGGUUUCUCAGCAAUGGGUUUUUGCUUUCUUGUUGGGACUAAACCCCGUAUAUGAACCUCUUAGAGUUCAGAUUUUAGGGAGUAAAGAGUUGCCUUUAGUUCAAAAAGUUUAUGCCCUGGUUCAAUCUGAGGAAAGUAGGAGGAGUGUGAUGGUUACAAUUGAGGGGGAGCAACAGGUGGCAUUAGUUGCAAUGGGUGAUAACAAUAUGGAAAAGAAAAAUGACUCCAAGAAAACUGAUGAUAAGGAUAAGUUGUUCUGUAGCCACUGCCGACGUUCAAGACAUACACGGGACACACGUUGGGAGCUCCAUGGGAGGCCAAAGUGGGCUGUAAAGAACCAAGAACAGGGUAAGGUGCAGGGUCAGAAGAAGCCUAAUACAAUACAUAAUGUGGCAACCCAAGAUACUCAGUCCGGUGGAGUGUUGACUGGUACUGCUCGGGAGUACUUCACUGGUUUUGACCCCAAUGAAGAUAUCAUGAAUUCCUUCCAAAAUCACUUGGAAUCAUAUGGUAGGGCGCCAGAUGGACAGUUUAGUCACUGGUACCCCUUCUACUUCAUUUGCGUCUACAUCAGAUCUAACUUUUGGGAGGACAGUUGGUAGAGGAAGCUUAGUGGAUGGUCUCUACACUCUCGACAACAAGGCCGGUUUCUCGGUGUCAUCUUCAGAGUCGCUUAGUCAAUCAAAUAAGAGGCAAUUUUUUUUGUGGCAUAAUCGAUUAGGUCGUGUCUUUUGAAAUAAUGAAGUCUUUGUUUCCUCAUUUAUUUAAGUCAUGUUCAGUAUCAGAUUUCCAGUGUCAAACAUGUCAAUUGAGGAAGCAAUGUAGAACAACAUUUCAUUCAAGUAAUAAAUGAUCAAAUUUCCCUUUCCAUA